Messenger RNA from Lingula anatina, 5119 nucleotides. Its product is annotated as neuroendocrine convertase 2. Gene Ontology annotation, molecular function: serine-type endopeptidase activity. Lineage: Eukaryota; Metazoa; Brachiopoda; Lingulata; Lingulida; Lingulidae. Gene Ontology annotation, biological process: peptide hormone processing. Gene Ontology annotation, cellular component: trans-Golgi network; Golgi membrane. The record is from RefSeq and is a predicted model, not a curated record.
UCACGCGGGGCCUGGCGACCGCCAUGAAAACAUGACGUAAACUUGCCGUGUGCACUUCUAAGGCCAAAAUAGGAUGUGAAUUGUACUUGAACUCAACAACACUCCCAUAAGACCUAUUGUUUCUCGAUAUAAUCUAUUUCCCAUUACUUUUUAUCUUUAGAAUUCUUUGAACUAUAUAAGUGAAACCGGGGACUGGGGACAAAUAUGACGACAGCGGCAAUCGUCGCUAUACUGUGGUGCCUCGUCACCGUGACCACGUCCUCUGGAACUUUAGAUGAGUCUGUACAAAACAUAGAUGGCGACACGGAAGAUGGCUAUACAAAUGUUUGGGCCGUGGAAAUUGCAGGCGGCGAGGAUGUAGCAAGGCGACUGGCACUAAAGCAUGGGUUUGAGCACAUAGCAAAGAUAUAUGAUGAUUACUACAUGUUUGAACACAAGGACGUCCCGGACUUUGAUCGGUAUUCCAGUGAAGAGAAGCAUGGAACUCUUAGCUCCGAUCCGGAGGUAAAAUGGUUGAAACAGCAGAAAGUGGUGAAGCGUUCCUUGUUUGGACAGACUCCUGGAGGAACUUUGGGUGUACAUGACGAUAGAUGGCGCGAUCAGGAGUGGUACCUUAACAACACGGUGCUCGGUAUGAAUAUCGUGGAGGCAUGGGAACGUUGCCGCACAGGUCAAGGGGUCAACGUCGCCGUGGUGGAUGACGGGAUUGAUUAUACUAAUUACGAUCUCGCGAGAAAUUUCGAUUUGUUUAACAGUUACGACAUGCAGGUGGACAGGAAAACCCCCAUGCCGGGCAUUGCAAGCGACAGCCAUGGUACCUCCGCCGCUGGAAUAAUAGGGGCUGAAGCCAACGACUUCUGUGGAGUAGGGAUUGCCUUUGACGCAAACGUAGCAGGUAUCCGUAUCUUUGGCAAUAAACGCAUCACAGACGCUCUGGAAGCACGCGCGCUGACGUACAACAUGGAGACUGUGGACGUGUACUCCUGCAGCUGGGGCAUGGCGCGGACAGGGUUCGAUCUGAAAGCCAUUGGUGAGCUGUCCAAGGGUGCCAUGAAAAAGGGAGCAACAGAGGGCCGCGGUGGAAAGGGGUCCAUUUACGUAUUUGCAUCAGGUAAUGGUGGUACCAAUGACGAUAGCUGCGCGUAUGACGGGUUUGCAAACAGUAUCUACACCAUUCCAGUUGGCGGACUCACUCAUAGAGGGCGCAAGUUGCCAACAGGUGAGAAGUGCAGCGCCAUGAUGGCGACGGCAUACAGCAAAAGCAGCAUGGAACCGAACAGAUGGUAUGAUAAGAUAUUCACCACUGGGUACGGACAGUGGACGUGUGCAGACGACUUCGGAGAAUCGUCUGCUGCAGCUCCCAUGGUCGCUGCAGUAAUAGCCUUGGCCUUGGAGGCAAACCCAUCUUUAACAUCACGUGACGUCAUGCACCUGAUUACAAGAAGCGCCAGAUCCGACUUUGCAAGAUACGACCCUGACUCCGGGUGGUUUGUAAAUGGUGCUGGUUUCCAUGUCAGUUCCACCUUUGGCUUUGGGUUGCUGGACGCUGCAAAGAUGGUGGAUUUUGCUGAGCGGUGGCAAAAUGUCCCCGAGCAGACAAAGUGCAGCAAACAGAUGACGGGUAUCAACGGAAAACUGCCAGGCACAACUACUGUCGACUUCAAGAGCUGUGAUAUUAAGUUCGUAGAGCACGUGGAAGUGUUCGUCUUCGUGUACUUUGCCGGACGCGGGUAUGUGAAGAUGGAACUGGAGUCUCCGGUUGGAACGCGGUCACUCAUGAUUCCCGGACGCAAAAAUGACCUCUGGUCCAGGUACCUUGAGUUGAACGUGUCCAGUGUUCAGUUCUGGGGCGAGCAGGGCACAGGAGAUUGGAAAGUCCAUAUUGGCAGCAUCUAUCCUGACCAAAAUCACACAGGGACGCUGUUUGACUUAACCGUAAACAUCUAUGGUACCAAGGAUGGUUUCCCAGUGAAACUCAGCACCACAAAUAACAACACGUGCAACCAAGGUGUUGUCAGUGGGUUUGUCCCCACUCCAUAUCCGCCAUCACGGGCCAGACCCACAGAUGUCCAUCGUCCCACCCCGGCCCCUUCGACCACAAUGGCGCCAACCGUCACGAGCACAAGGCAACCUGAGUCCACCACCAAGAAAACGUUAUCUUCUUGCCGUUGUUCGUUCUUGGACACAAUACAGUCGUAUAAGUUUAGGCUUGUUUCUGGCAGUGUUGGACUAGAAGUGAGCUGCCCUACAGACCUUACUACCACUCAAUAUAGCACGUGUACAUUUAUUUCUUCGCCACUCAAAGGAUGGCCACCGGGGAAUCAGGCUUGUAACUGUUCCUCCGUAGAUUUAAACACGGACACGGGCACGUGGCUUGUCACCUACCCAGACGUAGAAUUCCGGCUACAGGUUCUCUGUCCUGUUGGGCGGUCGAACGGAGGAUGCUUUGCCAAAGAGGCACCUAUUGGGUCUCUCCCGACUCCCAGUGCUGCUGCACCCACCUCGACCGCGUCCACCAUAACUACCACCACGGGAAUGCCCGGAUGUAAGUGUGCCCUGAGCGCUGACAAUCCCGACCGCUUCCAAAUUUACUCUGAAGGUUUAAGCUAUGAUGUCACUUGUGUGAAACACUGGGGACCCUCCUCUUACCUCGUAUGCCCCUCCCUGACGUCUUUUAUCCCUGUUUGGAAAGCUGAAAAUGAAAGCACGUGUGUGUGUCGCCGUGACAUGUUCGCGGGCUCGUGGGAGUUGGUCUUUACAAACCUGGCAGAAAUCGUGGAUGUAGUUUGUCAACGAGGCAACUGUUUUGUCAGAAUGACACACGGCCCGACCACUGCUCCACCCAUCACUACCACAGUGAAAACUACCACCACCCCUUCCCCUCCAACCACAACCUCUUCCAAAGCUACGUCAUCCUCUGUCUGUAAAUGUUUCCUCUCCAACACGGCGUCUCUGGGCUCCAACAAAUUCAAAAUUAUGGUGAACCAGAAAUCUCUGGCGGUUACCUGCCCUCGGGCCUUGAGUCCCCCCUUCACCUUGUGCACUUAUGUCAUUUCGACGCUGGUAGGGUUUCCGCAAAACCCCACCAACUGUGCGUGCAACGUUACCAAUAAACUCCCCACAGCUACAACGUGGACAAUACACUUCCCUCAUUUCCCCACAAAGGACGUGUUUGCGAUGACGUGUCCUCUUGGGUCAGGGGCAUCUGGUGGGUGCUUUGCAAGACCAAUAUUCAGGCUUACCACCACUCCUCUACCGACCACCAAACCCACAACUGUCACCACCCCAACUGAGUCAACCCCGACCCCAAUUUCAACCUCAAAGACUACAGUCAGUUCAACAACACCCACAGUAAAGCCAGAGAGCAAUUGUCAGUGCUACUCAGUUGAUUCCGGAGACUGGGGCCAAUUUAAAAUUUCCUUCUCCGGCUUAACCUACCUAAUCUCCUGCACAGAACCCGGCGUGAAACAUGUGUUAGCACGCUUCUGCACUUUCCUGAGCAUCAACCCUGAAUCUUUACCGCAAAACGGCUGCAAGUGUUCGUAUAAAGCUGCCUAUCAGGGAACUUCGAGGCUUGAUAUUAAAUUCCAAAGCGGGGCAUCUUUGGGGCUGUAUUGUCCCGUAGAUCGCAAACAGGGAGGGUGUGCGGUUCAGUUAGAGGGGGUUGUUCCCAGCAUAGGUACCACAAAACCAGCAGGGUCAAAACUGAAAACAACCUUUGCACAACCAAAAACAUCAACAACACCAACGCAGUUGCCAUCAUCAUCAACAUCAACAACAACAACAACGACGUCGACAACGACGACUUCACUGCCUCCCAAAGACUGCGCUUGUCGGCUCCUAACCUAUAGUGCAAACGGUGAAAAAUACGAAUUUCUUUUAGCCACUUUCUCUCAGGACCUGUACUAUCAAGUGCAAUGUUCAAGAGGUUUGUGGGCCUCAAUCAGCUGUUCUUACCAGAAGAAGUUCCCGUAUGAAUUAAAUUUGACCUACAUGCAGCAAAACGAGUUCUGUUCAUGCAUGUCUACCGGGAAUUGGUAUACCUCAAGUUCUUGGGACGUUUCCUUUCCCUAUUACUCCUUCCAUAUUAAAAUGGUUUGUAACACCGUGUAUGAUAACGGUAGGUGCUGGCUUAGGACUACGUUCUAAGGAAAAUUCCAGGUGUUUGGAAGCUUGGAGUGACUUUAUUGAACACUAUUAAAUACAGGGUAAAGAAGCAAAAAGCUCAGUAAUCUGUGACUUUUCUGACAAUAAUAAUAAUAAUAAUAAUAAUAAUAAUAAUAUUGUAUCAGAAAAUCAUUACCUAAAGGUUAAAUUUUGACAUGAUUGUGGUAAAAAGAUCAGUCAUACAUAAACGUGUAGAACAUAAAAUACUGAUAAGAAAUUUAAUGAAAAUUAUAAAAAUUAAAAAUAAGGUGCAUGUCUUGCUGGUUUUGCGUUCUCCACGUCGCAUUAAAUGGAUCAAAUAUAUAUAUAUUCUUAUUAUACAGACCGUAGAGAGACACUGGAAUAUCUUUUGUUUGUUUCGAUAGCAGCAUCAAUUUCGCCUAUUUUCAAAAACAAAUUAAUUGUUGUAAUUUAAUUUGGGGUUCAUCAGCUCCUCUCAGUAACACGCACAAUCAUUUAAAGAGCAUAAUUCCACUUCAGACCAGAUUUUUUACCCAGUUCAAAACUAUCGGACUGCUUCUAAAUCUCUUGUCCCGUACGAGGUUCCCCACCCCCCCAUCCCACCCCCUUUUCUUCCCCUACCCCCAAUGAAAUUAAUUUCAUAUUUGACAGAGAUAAUUGCGCUCUCUGAUUAUGCUUUAAAUGUCACUUUUCGUAAUUCAUUGAAUGAUUAUUAUUUCUUUAAUGUGUGUACAUGUUUCUAGCUUAUCUUAUUAUUGUUUCGAUUCAAAACGUAAUUAUAUUUGAUAACAGUAAAUGGGGAAUAAAUGAAUUUUCGGCCAGCACAUUAGUUGUUUUACUUCUAUUCAUUUCUUAAAUAUUUAUUUUUUUCUUAAAUGUAUAUACCUAUUAUAACAUUAACGAUUCAAUUAAUUUAAUGCCGUGAACGUAUAAAUUCAGUAUUUGGAAAGAAUGGAAAUAUUAAUGGACUGGUUUAUUUCAAAAAGAAAAA